Prunus mume (Japanese apricot) is the source of this 1470-nucleotide messenger RNA. RefSeq names its product farnesyl diphosphate synthase 1 (gene FPS1). Gene Ontology annotation, cellular component: cytoplasm. Gene Ontology annotation, molecular function: (2E,6E)-farnesyl diphosphate synthase activity; dimethylallyltranstransferase activity. The record is from RefSeq and is a predicted model, not a curated record. NCBI's taxonomy places the organism in Eukaryota, Viridiplantae, Streptophyta, Magnoliopsida, Rosales, Rosaceae. Gene Ontology annotation, biological process: trans, trans-farnesyl diphosphate biosynthetic process.
AAAAAAAAAAGGCCCAAUAUUCUGACUUGUGCAGUGAAAAAUCCAAGAAUGGCAACAAGUGCAAUUUUGGUAGAAUGCGGAUCCAAUUGUGGAAGAAGAUCCAGUUUAAAAACUGAAAGCCACUGACUCAUUUUUAUCCCUCUCUAGUCUCUAGUCUUAUUAUACAUUACAAACAUCAGGCGCAUCUCUGUCUCUCUCUGAGUCUGGCAUGGCGGAUCUGAAGUCAAAGUUUCUCCAGGUCUACUCUGUUCUUAAAUCGGAGCUCUUGGAAGACCCUGCUUUUGAAUUCACCAACGACUCUCGUCAAUGGGUCGAGCGGAUGAUGGACUAUAAUGUUCCUGGAGGGAAGCUGAACCGGGGAUUGUCUGUUAUUGAUAGCUAUCAGCUGUUGCAAGAAGGAAGGGAAUUAACUGAAGAUGAAAUCUUCCUGGCCAGUGCUCUUGGUUGGUGCAUUGAAUGGCUUCAAGCAUUUUUUCUGGUUCUUGAUGACAUCAUGGAUGGCUCUCACACACGGCGUGGUCAACCUUGCUGGUUUAGAUUGCCCAAGGUUGGUAUGAUUGCAGUAAAUGAUGGAGUUGUACUCAGAAACCAUAUUCCAAGGAUCCUCCGAAAACACUUCAGGGAAAAGCCAUACUAUGUGGAUCUUCUUGAUUUGUUCAAUGAGGUGGAAUUCCAAACUGCUUCAGGUCAGAUGAUAGAUUUGAUCACUACUAUUCAAGGAGAAAAAGAUCUAUCCAAAUACUCUUUGUCAAUUCACCGGCGUAUUGUUCAGUACAAGACUGCCUAUUACUCGUUUUAUCUUUCAGUUGCAUGUGCAUUGCUUAUGUCAGGUGAGGAACUGGAAAACCAUAUUGAUGUAAAAAACCUUCUUAUUGAGAUGGGGAUCUACUUUCAAGUACAGGAUGAUUAUUUGGAUUGCUAUGGCAAUCCUGAAACAAUUGGUAAGAUAGGAACAGACAUUGAAGAUUUCAAGUGCUCUUGGUUGGUUGUGAAAGCUUUGGAACUUAGCAAUGAGGAACAAAAGAAAAUACUAUAUGAGAACUAUGGGAAAGCAGACCCAGAAAAUGUGGCAAAAGUAAAAGCCCUCUACAAAGAACUUGAUAUUGAGGGUGCAUUUGCGGAUUAUGAGAGCAAAAGCUAUGAGAAGCUGACGAGUGGUAUUGAAGGUCACCCUAGCAAAGCGGUGCAAGCAGUGUUGAAGUCCUUCUUGGGCAAGAUAUACAAGAGGAAGAAAUAGGAGUUUGUGGCUUUGGGAAGGACAGAUCUAGGUUGGAAGAUGUGAAUUUUCCAGGAUGUCGUUGCUGAUUUCUGCUUCAAUUUUUCUGGAAAAAAAAAAAAGUGAGUGAGAAAGAAAUUCCAGUCGUGUUGUAUUUGUGUUUGUAUCCUAGUUUAUUGCGUAAGGUUUUGCUUGCUUAGUUCAGUGUUGAAUAAACAUCAUUAAUCAAUCAAAGUUCAUAACAUUCUAAUUCA